Molecule: messenger RNA, 414 nt
Organism: Olea europaea var. sylvestris
Lineage: Eukaryota; Viridiplantae; Streptophyta; Magnoliopsida; Lamiales; Oleaceae
Exons: 1
Coding region: 1-414 (137 amino acids)
Source: RefSeq, a predicted model, not a curated record
AUGACACAAACUUUCCAACCUUUCAUGGGCAAGUUUCUUGUUGUCUACUUUGAUAUCCUCAUCUAUAGUAAGACUAAAGAGCAACACCUUGACCACCUCACACAAGUUUGCUCUACCCUUCGUGCAACUAAUCUAUAUGCUAAUGUCAAGAAGCGCUCUUUCUUCACCGACACAGUCAUUUUUCUGGGGUUCAUUGUUUCUUCGACAGGGGUAUCCGCUGACCCUGCUAAGGUUCAGGCGAUUAUUGACUGGCCUGAGUUUAAAGUUAUUCAUGACGUCAGGAGCUUUCACGGCUUAGCUACAUUUUACCGUCGCUUUAUUAAGGGGUUUAGCACUAUUAUGGCGCCUAUUACGGAGUGCAUGAAGAAAGGGAGUUUUAUUGGACACAAGAGGCGGUUAAAGCCUUUAAGUUAG